AUGACAAGCAUCGAUGUGGAAUUGGAUACUAUCAACAUGGAGUCAGUUACAGAUGUUCAACGGGAGUAUACUACACAGGAAAAGGCAAAGGCUCGCAAAAGUGGGCCUAGCCUUAUUAGUAAGACAAUGGCCUUGGGAAUGAAAGCACGAGUAUUUGCAAUGCAUUUAUUUUUUGACCCCACACAUCGAGUCCUCAAGGGCACGGCCCAUGUCCCAGCCGGAGAGACGCCGCCGCCAAACCUGCAGGAGAUGAUAGCCAAAUUGCUUUCAGAUGCGACCUCUAAAAGAAAAGAUCGGAAGCGCCGCGAAAGAAGGCUACGACAAUUUAGAUUAAGCGCACAAAUGGGAGCGAAGCGAACACAACAAUCAUCACAACAAGUUGGUGGUCUCCAGACAUCUGAUGACAUAAGUGUCGACGAUGCAAGUGAUGAGAGUGAAUCAGACUCAGCAGAGAGUGAAAAACAUAACUCCAGUCCCAUAACUGAGACCUCAGUCAACCAACAGCAGGAAUCCGGUGACACAACAAAGCACAUCGUGAACCAGAUACCCGACUCUUCCAAUAGCGCGCAAGAUUGCGCUCAACCUUCUCAGGUUAGCGGCUUUACGAAUGAUAAUCGAGCACAAGAUUGGGUUAGCAUUGACCUUGGCGGCUGUGAUGGAAUAGAAGACAAUAAUACAACAUCUUGGGCAGGAUUUGAGGACUUUGAGAAUUUGUUUUCAGAAGAGGGUGCCAAUGUAAAGAGAGGAAAUGGGCCUACCGAAGUGGCAAAGCUUCCAUUAUUGGGCCAACAAGUGCUCCCUUAUCGUCCUAAUCCACGACGCGCACAUAUCGUGGAUCAGAGGUUACACAAAGUGACACAGGCGGGCAAAGUGGAUUCCCUUCCGCAUUUUAAGCAAGGUAACGCUGCGGAAUUACACAGAUCGAUGCAGAAACGUCGUAUGAUCCGGAAUUGCUUGCUCGCCGUCAUCAAGGGUAUAGACAAGUGUAAUGCAAAUAACGCAAUUGGUAGAUAUAGAGCAGAUGCUCCAUAUAAUAGAUUUACAUAA
Messenger RNA from Trichoderma asperellum CBS 433.97, 1047 nucleotides. The record is from RefSeq and is a predicted model, not a curated record. NCBI's taxonomy places the organism in Eukaryota, Fungi, Ascomycota, Sordariomycetes, Hypocreales, Hypocreaceae.